AUGCGAAAUGCGUUGCGAUGCGUGGGCGAGAAUCGCGAAAGUUUAAACAAAGGAGACGCCGAUCGCGAGACGGCUCGAAAAUUUGUUACUUUCUUCGUUCUCCGGUCCAAGCGCUUUUUUGCCACCCUCAGAGUCCCUGCGCUCUUCUACGUCUUCGCCAAGCCCGUCGCCCUUUCCCUCCGUUCACCUACGUCACUUCCCGGCGCCCUGCCCUCCCCGAAUCCGGUAAGCAGCCGCACUACACCAUGAGAGGGCUGGGUGCAGAUGUCUGUGUGUGUGCACAAGAUGGCAGUCCGACCUGCGGAGCUUGCUGGAUCAAGAACGCCACUGCGCCGACCGCCACACAUGGACACCACACACAGACCGAUGCAGGAUGGAUGUGUAUGUCGUCAUGUGUGUGUGUGAUGUGUGUGUUUCCAAAGCUGUCCCAGCAGCUCGAGAUGCGACGGUCCUACUACCAAAAGGCGGGAGCGACUUUGCGGUAUUCCAAGAAUCAGGCAAGUAUGAUACCCUACAUGGCAAUGUCCGGUGUAGCGGAUGGAUAUCUGACCGACGGCUUUUUUUGGAGAAAGUACAAGCUGAACAUUGUCGAUACGACAGGUGGGUAUGAAGGGGCUUGCAAGGCAGGUCUUGCCCUGAUUCAGUGUUGCAUCAGGUGGAGCGUGAGCGGCAGGCCUUCCGUGAGCGCGAGGAGGGGCUUCUCGAGGACCUGCAGCAGGUAAGGCGACUUCAUGCACCCCUUUGGGCUGUCUGUGUGCACUCGUCCGCCAGCUCCGCGGGGUGCCGGUGUGAGCAGACCCAACAGCUCAGGUAUGACCGAACUAACCUUGUAAUCUGUUUCUUUGCUUUUGCUAUGCAGGUAGUCGCUCAAGAACACACGGAUCGAUGGGGGAGGCAUCUCCUGUCAUGCCAGAGGUAUGUGUGUGUAUAUAUGGGUUAUGAGCAUUGGUGUAGUUGUGUUCGGUGUCAGGAGCAGCAAGGAACUCGACAUCAGGCUCGAGCUGGCCGGAGAAAUGGCUCACCAGCCAAGACCCUCGACGACUACUUACUGCACUGCGUCCUUCCCGGUGACCGGAAUUCCGCGCGCUGUGUGUGUAUGUGUGACCAUCUUCAUGUCAAUGGUGUGUGUGUGUGUGUGUGUGUGUGUGUAUUCUAGAUCAUCUGGCCGGAGAAGUGGCCGAGCUCCGUGGUGAGGUGCAGUGCAUCGCGGCCCUGGAGCAGCAGAUAAUGGCAAUGUAGCCAGCAACGCAGGUACGCCUCCAAAUACACACGUGGACAACCACAUUCGCAGCACCCUCUUCGUCUGUGAGCGUGCGUGUUGUGCGUGUGUGCGUUGGGUGCAGUACUGGGCUCAACUUCAGACGGCACAGCAGAUGUGGCUGACACAGCAGCAACAACUGGUGAGUGAGUGAGGCACCCAUAUCACUGAAUGACUCACAGGCAGCAGGGCAGAAACGGAUGGCCCCACACACGCACCCGACGCCAGCGGGCCGAACGACACUGAGUCAUCGCCACCUUUUGCGAUUGCAGAUUGCUGCUGUGUCUUUUCUUGACUGAAGUCUGCUUUGCUGCUUGCGCUUGGUGUGUUGUGCUGACGAAGCGGCACAAGGCGGGCAGCAGCCGUGGCAAGAAGUGCAAGGACACCGACGACGCCUCCUUGUCGUCGGAGAAGCCGCCCCCGAGGGCCCGCAAGGCCCCCACCACCCGCAAGGCUCCCACCAAGGCAACCAAGUCGAGGCCUAAGGCGAAGGCUAAGCCCAAGGGAAAGGCCAAGGGAAAGGCCAAGGGGAAGGCACGUGCUCCCCGAGCUGCUCCUGCUGCUGCUGCCGCCGCUGCUGCUGCUGCCCCGCCACCACCGGCUGCCGCCAUCGGUAAGUAAAAUGUUCAGAAAGAAGAGAGUGAGUUGGGUCAUGGUAAAUGGAUGGAUGCUUUUGUGUCUGCCACUGGUGUCAUUCCCUCGGUCCAGACCUGGAAGCCAUGACGAUGGAGCAGCUGCGGGCGUUGAUCAGGAAGCACGACGCCCUCACGCACGUAAAGACAGGCGGGGCGGGGAGGACAAAGGAGAACGUGAGGAAGGACAUUAAAGAUGCAUGGGGGCGGGGGUAGUGGUCUGUGGGGGGAGCUCGCCAAGGUGAGGCCGCACAGACACAGAACACAGACAGACACAGAUCAGUCCCCCACCCAAACCACACCACACCACACCGCACCCGAGUGCAUCCGUGUCGAAUGAUGGAUGGAUGUGUUGCUGGUCGUGUUCCGCGUCAGGUCAAGGAGACCAACGAAUCCCUCGUCGCCGACAACAGGACGGUGCGCGAGCAAGCAGAGCAGGUCGGCAGGCACAACAGACACUCACCGAUGGAUCGAUGGCUGGAUGGACGAGUGCCCGCUUACGAGGAUCUCUCUCUCUCUCUGUGUGUGUGUGUGUCUUUCUGUGUGUGUGUGUGUGGACCUGCAGUUGAAAGGAGAGCUAGUGGAGGUGCAUACUACGCUCGAGGAGAGCGAGAAGGUCAGUGGGUGUUGGGCGGCAAGGAAAACGACCACCAGCACACACAUACACACACACCUCCUAUACAUAGACAUAGACACCCGCACAUGAAAUCAAGCUGGUCAACUCAUUCUCCAAGAAAGACAGUGUCUGAGGUGUGUGUGCGUGGGGUGUCUCUUGUAUUGUAUGUGUGCAGCGCGUCAGUGGGGAUCUGUCCAGUCUGGAGCAAGCCUUGGCCGCCGAACGCCGCCGACCUCUCAGGUACAUAUGUGGGCAAAGAAAGGACCACACCCUUUGCAGGCAGGCAGGCAGGCAGGCAGGGAGGGACAGGAGGGGGACAGGGAGGGGACACACAUAGAGAGAGAGAGAGAUAAAUGAAUGUGUGUGUGUGUGUGUGUGUGUGUGCAGUUGGACCUGUCGGUCAUUGCCUAUCGUGACGAGCUCGCCAAGGUGAGUGAGGCCGCACGCAAGACACACACACACACAAUUUCACACACACACACAGAGAGAGAGAGAGAUCAGUCCCCCACCCAAACCACACCCCACCACACCGCACCCGAGUGCAUCCGUGUGGACGGAUGGAUUGAUGGAUCGAUGGAUGGAUGGAUGUGUUGCUGGUCGUGUUCCGCGUCAGGUCAAGGAGACCAACGAAUCCCUCGUCGCCGACAACAGGACCGUGCGUGAAGAAGUAGAGCUGGUCGGCAGGCACACCACACACUGACCGAUGGAUGGAAGAGUGUGUGUGUGUGUGUGUGUUUCCACAGCUUUCCCAGCAGCUGGAGAUGCGACGCUCUUUCUACCAGCAGGUGGGCAUGAAGAACAUUGCAAGGCAGGCAGGCAGGAUAAUUGAUGGCCAUCUUGCCUUGAUUCCGUUUUGCAUCAGUUGGAACAAGAGCGACAGGCCAUGCGCGAGCGACAGGAGGCAAUCGAGGAGCAUCAGCCGCCGGUAAGGUCGUCAUGCACCCCUCCAGGCUGUCUGUGUGUAUCUUCGGUUUCUCUAUUCCAUCUCUGUCUGCCUGCCUAUCUGUCUCUUUCUGUCUGUCUGCCUGCCUGCCUGCCUCUGUGUGAGGGUGUGCGAGCAGGCCAGGCGGCAAUUCACAGGGUCAGCCAGCCUCCAUCUACACACCCACUCGUCUGUCCGUCAUCCGUGGCAGCAUCGUUGUCCGUCUGUUUGUGUGUUUGUUGCCUCUGCUGCAGGCGCACUACUGACUUUGCGGCUGAGCGGGCAUUCUACGACCAGCAGCGAGUGAUGUCAAAGCGGUGAGCAUCUAUCUAUCUGUGAUAGGCAUCCAUCCAUCAUCCCAUCUUUCCAUUCAAUGACGUGCGUGUCCCUUUUGCCUUUGCGUGCGUGCAUCUGUCUGUCUGUGUCUACGAUUGUUGUCGCCUUGUGUGUACUCGUGUGUCAACAACAGCAACGCGGUGCCAUGCCACGGCGGCCGCGGCGGCUUCCGCGAGACAAGGUUUCGCGGCAGCUAGAGAGAGAGGGGGG
Molecule: messenger RNA, 3974 nt
Organism: Vitrella brassicaformis
Lineage: Eukaryota; Vitrellaceae
Source: the annotation of a GenBank genome assembly